AUGGCGGACCGCUUGAUCCACAACCGUGUGUUCAAAGUGUCGAAGGAGUUGAAUCGACUGGAUCUACUAUGUGAGCAACACCGUCGCCAGAUCGACCAUCGCGAGGGUCUACCAGACUGGGAGAGGCCCAAUACUCCUGCUGGAAAGGCCAGUGGCCGCCACGGGAGGACGCCGGCCUUUUUCGCCUGGAACGAAGAGUCCAACCAACGAUCACGUCCGACGUGGCAGACAGAGACACCACAGAAAGUGGCGAGGACUCUACAUUUGACCCCGACGAGAGAUCGCGAACAAAACGAAGCCAGGCAACCUGCUCCAGAGAGAUCGCCCUAUAAGAACUUAGGUGGAAGUGAUCCAGAGACUACCACAGUACUGCAAUCUGAGCAGGUCGAACAUGAGGGUAUGGACGAAGCCUCAGCCAUUGAGGUCUACAGCGACGACAAAUCAGCGGAGGAGGAGCAGCCAGUGGUGACAGGAAGAACCAUCGCUGUUAGUCCGAUGCGAGAAGAUAUUCUCGAUCGAGUUUACCCUCCUGCUACGACUACGGUUCCACAACGCAAUGCUACAUCAUUGGAGGCUGCUUCGCCGUAUCACCCGCCUUCAAGUCCACGUUACCGACACGGUCGUCGACUUCAAGCAAGUGAUGCGGCCAUUCCGACAUCUCGCGCACAACAGUAUGCUGCUGGAGUGACGACGGAACAGGCUGAUCGCUACAGAAUGAGCAGGUCGAGUGGGAAAAGGUUCCGAUCUCCAGCCAAGAGAACGACUUUGUGGGAUGAUCUCUGCAACUCCUACAUCCAUCAAAGCGGUGCUAACAACAGCAACAACACCAACACUACAAAUUUUUCACACAAGCGCAUCGCCCGUGCUGCUGCCGAGCGAGCGUUUGGCGGCUCGUCUGUGUUCCGGACGCUCAAUAUGGACUCGUAUGGAUGGCCUGGGUCCGAGUCAGGCCAGCGUCGGCCUGUUAUGACAGGCCCAGAGGCGAUGACCGUAGCGAAUCAUGCAGUGCGAGAGUUCCUUGGUGGACGUGACGAAGAAUGUAAGCAAUCUGAGCCACCAACGCAGUCUAGUACAGUGACUGAGGCCGUCGAAACCUCAAAUGAAGUGCCUAGCUCAUCAACGCCUGAAAGCAGGACCGGCAACAACCGGAAGAGCAAAAGAGUGUCCUUCGGCGGUGAUAAUACACAGCCACAGCCUCGAACUCUCCCCGUGCUUGCCGACAAAACCACGCAGACAGAGGAUUCGCUUCUGCCAGCUCGUCCUCAAAGCAGAAUUAUUACACGUGACUCACAAACGAGAGAUUAUGGCUCCCCUGUGCGCUGCCCUGCGUGCGAUACCGUGGUAGACGAGUCUGGCCGUCCUCGGAAGGUACCAAGGAGUUCUACGAAUUCGGAUGCAGCAGCCUCUACACAACAGCGCAAUUAUCGCCGAACUAGCAGCCAUUUGACGAACCCAAUUAUGAUCAACCCGCGAUACCCUCCAGAGCCGACAAUAUUCCGAGGAAGAUCCACUUACUCUUCGGCAUUUAACGACAGACUAGCAUGGCGAUAG
Molecule: messenger RNA, 1551 nt
Organism: Phytophthora nicotianae INRA-310
Lineage: Eukaryota; Oomycota; Peronosporomycetes; Peronosporales; Peronosporaceae
Exons: 3
Coding region: 1-1551 (516 amino acids)
Source: RefSeq, a predicted model, not a curated record